Molecule: messenger RNA, 601 nt
Organism: Lycium barbarum (goji berry)
Lineage: Eukaryota; Viridiplantae; Streptophyta; Magnoliopsida; Solanales; Solanaceae
Exons: 2
Coding region: 116-484 (122 amino acids)
Source: RefSeq, a predicted model, not a curated record
AUAUACAAAAGAUUUAAAAGAAUAUUUUUUUUUAUAUUUAAACAAUUUAAAAGCCCUUGCCUUUCAUCAACCAAGAAAAUGAACUCACACAAUUAGCUCUUCAAACUCUGUAAACAUGGCCAACAAGUUCUUAUUUUGUGUUCUCCUUAUCACACUCACUGUUAAUUUUUUUUGGUCCUCAAACACUCAAGUGAUGGCUCUGCGAGACCUACCUUUAUCAGAAGAAGUACAAGUGAUUGAGCAGGUUGUACAACUCCGAGGAGGAAAGCGUUGUUUCUCCACUUGCUAUUCUCUCAUGCAGAAUGCGCUAAGCCGUGUACUCUAUGCAGGAAGGCGAGACCUCAUUAUGACCCUGAAAGGAAAUGCUUUAAGCCAAGGUGAUCCAUUUAUUCAAUCUCAUAUCAUAAAAUGUCUUCUAUAUGUAUUUUAUUUUCUUCCUGCAUCUUCUGAGCUUUGUGUCGUUUAUAAAAGAACUAGUUGGUGAUGACCCUUGUCGUUAUAUAUGGCCCCAAUGUUAUAAAGUUGGAAUGAUGAUAUAAUGGUUGUAUUUGCUUUAAUGUGAAAGUGCCUAAGUCUUUUUUAUUGAAAACUCAGCUUUGAU